Molecule: messenger RNA, 1342 nt
Organism: Guyanagaster necrorhizus
Lineage: Eukaryota; Fungi; Basidiomycota; Agaricomycetes; Agaricales; Physalacriaceae
Exons: 5
Coding region: 41-1111 (356 amino acids)
Molecular function (GO): oxidoreductase activity
Source: RefSeq, a predicted model, not a curated record
GUACGAUUGGCCAGACCCGCCCAGAGUACACCCACCCCACAUGAACCAAAACCAGUUUGUCUUUCUCGUUUCCCUCGUUCUUCCCUUUUCCUUCCUCCUCGUCGUCUCUCGCGUCCUUAACGCCAGCUUCGACAAGGCCGGCUUUCAUUUCUCUGACCUCAUCCUCAUCGGCCUUCCCAAGGAUCCCAGCCAUCCAGAAAUGGGCUCGUACUCAUUUGCCGAUUUCAGAACCCAGUUGAGUGCUGUUGAUCUGCCGUUGCUGGGCACCGUCGACCUUCUGUCGUCUACCGCCCUCAUCACCGCUGCCGUCGUGUUUGGAGGCUUCAUGCUCAUGGCCCUCUUCCCCAAGGGGCGGUCGAAAGUACUCGACCCCGCCAGUUGGCAAGAGUUUCCUCUCGUAAAAAAGACCCAGGUGUCGCCCAAUACCGCAGUUUACCGAUUCAGCCUGCCGCACCCCAACGACAUUCUGGGUCUCCCUAUUGGCCAGCAUAUCUCCAUCUCUGCCGAGAUCAAUGGCAAGGAUAUUAUGCGGUCCUACACCCCCAUCUCGUCCGAUGAUGACCGUGGCCACUUUGAACUCCUCAUCAAGUCGUACGAAAAAGGCAACAUCUCUCGACAUUUCUCGACCCUCAGGAUUGGCGACACCAUUCGUGUCAAGGGUCCUAGGGGUCAGUUCACCUAUACUCCCGACCUCGUAGCUAACAUCGGCAUGAUCGCCGGCGGUACCGGCAUCACUCCCAUGAUCCAGAUCAUUCGUGCCGCCCUCAAGAACCCCACAGAUCGUACCGUCCUCUCGCUCAUUUACGCUAAUGUCAACCAUGAAGAUAUCCUCUGCAAGAAGGAGCUUGACGACCUCCAGGUCCAGUACGACCGUUCCCGCUUCAAAGUUUACUACGUUCUCAACAACCCCCCUGCUAAUUGGAAUGGUGGAGUUGGGUUUGUUACCAAGGACCAGAUUUCUGACCAUCUACCUGGUCCCGAGUUGCAUUCCAAGGUCCUCAUGUGUGGUCCACCUCCCAUGAUCACUGCUAUGAAGAAACACCUUGAUGAGCUUAAAUACCCCGCUCCUCGCACUGUCAGCAAGCUUGUCGAUCAGGUAUUUGUCUUUUAGACGUAGAAGUAACUGUUUUAUGUAGUCCCGGUCACGGUCAGCGUGUCAGGAUGCUUUGAAAUUGAUUAUCAAACGAUCACGACUGAGUAAUGAGAUCGUGACGCGCUACUAUUUAUUUAAUCCCCUCGAAUAUCGUUGUCAGACAUCAGCUUUUCCAUCCCUGAUCUUCUCUUCAAUGUCUCCUACAUUGUACACCUUUGGCGGAUCCGUCUGGUCUGCCGCUCCCGAGCU